Molecule: messenger RNA, 1458 nt
Organism: Triticum turgidum subsp. durum (durum wheat)
Lineage: Eukaryota; Viridiplantae; Streptophyta; Magnoliopsida; Poales; Poaceae
Source: the annotation of a GenBank genome assembly
AUGGAUGGCGAUUGGCCGCAGCUGGAGCGCACGCCAGGUAAAAUCCCACCCAACUUUUGUGGAAAAGGAAAAUCGGAGCCCAACGGCAACGGUGAGAUGAGCCGCCCGGACGACGGACAUAGGUCUUUCUUCCCUGUGGGAAACCCCUUCCGGGUCAUCCUCCCAGGGGGACCUCACCUGCCUCGGAAGCUCCAGGCGCUGCUCAAGUCAUACGAGGAUGCCCUGGCCUUGAGCUUGAGGAAGCUAAAGCCGGAGAAUCCCUUGGAGGUCCUCACCUUGUCCUGGAUGAGGCUUGCCGUGGAUUGCUUGUCAGAGCUGCAUGCCAACAUAGGCACCCUGAUAACCGAGCUCGAGCUGCCUGUCUCGGAUUGGGAUGAGAAGUGGGUGGACAUUUACUUGAACAGCAGCGUUAAGCUGCUGGACAUCUGCAUCGUGCUGAGCUCGGAGCUCGCUCGGUUGGAUCAAGGGCAGUUGCUUGUCAAGUAUGUCCUGGAUGUGUUGGACACCAAAAGCGGUGUGCUGUCAUUGGAGCAGCUCAAGCGAGCUGAGGUAUCACUUAAGGAGUGGAUGGACAAGGUGGACACAGCGCGCCCAAGACUCGACAGCUGCUCAACGGCCUUGCAGGAACUUGCUGGGAGCCUUUGUCUGAUGAAGGUCAAGAAUUCUGCUAAGGGGAAGGACCUCAUGAGAGCUUUGUAUGGAAUAGAGUCCGUGACAGUCUUUACCUGCAGCGUCUUUGUGGCUGCACUGUCAGGCAGUCCCAAUCCAUUGGUGGAGUUGCAUGUCCCUCAGAAAUUUGGUUGGGCACAGGCCUUCAAUGAGCUUCAUGCUACCAUCAGUGGGGAAGUCAAAAGGCAAUUAUCCAGGGGAAGUGUUUCAGCUGUAAAAGAGCUGGAAGAAGUCGAAGCAUGUGCCAGGAAACUGCAUGCGUUGACUAGGACUGCUCAGCUUGAAGAAGAAAAUGACAACCUGGCUUGUGCUGUGAGCCUUUCAAAGCAAAUGGUGAUGCCGGACAUCACUGAACAGAAAGAAAAACCCGAGUGUAAUCUUAAGUCGGCUGAUGACAGUAGCCAGGAAUGUGAAGUGAUCAUGACAGAGAUUGGUACUGAAGAAGGAACACAAGAAGCUGAAAUUAUGCAGGAUACCCACUGUGAGAGUAAGCUGAGCACGCUUGAGAGUAUCAGUGAAGAUGACAAGAUGAUAAGUGGGGCAAAUGGCUUCAUCGACGAGAAUAUGACCAUCGUUCCUGAGAGAACCAGCAUCUCGGAAGGUAGAGAAGAGCUGCUGGACUGUAUCUCCAGCAUGUCAAAAAGCGCCGAGGGGCUUCGGCUCGGGUUGGAUUCGUUGUCCAAACGAGUCGGGGACUUCUUCCAGAUCGUGCUUACAGGACGUGACGCGUUGCUCUGCAACCUAAGGAUGUCAGAUGCAGCAAGCAAGGUCACCGAGGUUAGGUCUUGA